AUGGGUCAGUUUAAGCAUAUCAUCCUGCUGAUCAGCAUUGCAGUCUCUCUAUCCAACUCUGUUCCUGUAACUUACAACGUGAAAAACCUGUCCGAAAACGACGAUUCCGAAAAAGAUGUUGCAGAACAAAUCGAAAGUGUAAAUGAAAAGGUGGAUAAGAUCCUAUUUGAAGGUGAUAUAAUCCUGGGUGAAAACGACCGAGAUGUUGAUGGACCACAAGAAGGAAACGAAAAGAGAAACGCUCAAAGAGAUCGAAAAUACGUUUGGGAAUCCAAAGUAGUUCCUUAUGUCAUUGACCAGACCUUGAGAAUCCCAAAUGACGAUGGACCAGUAAUUCAGGAAGCUAUUGAAGAGUUCCACAAGUAUACUUGUGUCAAAUUUGUCCCUCGUACAAAUGAAAACAAUUGGAUAAACUUUGUGAAGAGAUCAGGGUGUUAUUCAAACGUCGGUAAAAUCUACUGGCAAAGGGGGGGACAAGACGUCUCAAUUGGCCAAGGCUGCGCUUACAAAGGGAUAAUUAUGCACGAACUACUUCACGCACUGGGCUUCUGGCACGAACAGUCCAGACCCGACAGAGAUCAAUACGUGAGGAUUCUAUGGGAAAACAUUACACCAGGAAAGGAGCAUAAUUUCAACAAAUAUGACCAUGGAAGGAUUGACAGUCUGAAAGCGACGUAUGACUUAGGAAGCAUCAUGCAUUAUGGGAAAUAUUCAUUUUCCUCAAACGGCAAACCGACAAUAGAGGCCAUCAGUAAUCCAAACCAGCAACUUGGACAAAGAAAUGGGUUUUCACAAACUGAUAUCUUCGAGGUCAAUGCACUGUAUGAUUGUUCAGGUCCUUCUAAUGGCUGGAGCUCAUGGAGUGACUAUGGCCCUUGUGACAGUAACUGCAGGAAGAUUCGUCAAAGGUUUUGCUCGUCUUCAGAUGUCUCCAAUUGUCCAGGAGCUGAUACAUAUGGUGUAGGGACAGAAAAUGCCCAAUGCAGUCCUAGUGAAUGUCAGGCUGUCAUAGACGGUAGUUGGGGGCGUUGGUCAUCAUGGAGUCAGUGUAGUGCUACUUGUGGACAAGGAACUCACACAAGAACGAGGCAAUGUAACGAUCCCCCCGCUCAAAAUGGCGGUAAACCGUGUUCAGGAAACAGCAAAGAGACCAACGUUUGCAAGCAAARAAGAUGUGGUUUAGGUCCUGAUGAUUGCGAGUUCGAAAUCGAUAUGUGCAGCUGGACUACCGACCAACAAAAUAACUACCAGUGGUACCGUCAGCAAGGAUCCACACCCAGCUCAUCAACUGGUCCUGAUGGUGAUGCAACAAAACCUUUGAACGGAACAGGUUUUUACGUCUACGCCGAGUCUUCUUCACCUGUACGGCAAAACCAAAAAACAGAGCUCACAAGUCCAGUCUUGACCGCUACUUCUGGACUAUGUCUUCAGUUUGCAUACAACAUGCAUGGAGCAACCAUUGGGUCACUGAAUGUCUAUGUACUGGAUGUCAAAGCAGGAGCAAGGAAAGGGAUUUUCGUUGUGUUUGAGGUCAUCAGGGGAUCUAGCUAUACUGGUGAUGUAGCACUGGAUGACAUAUUCUUUAAAGAAGAUGGCAAGUGCGGUGGUAAGGGUCCAACAAGUACAACUUCACGUCCUUCCACUUCAAGACCUGUUACUUCAAAACCUACGACCCAGGUGUUUGUGGAUGAUUGUAAUUUCGACCAAAAUAUGUGUGGCUGGAAGACUGGACCGGGGACGAACACCUUUUCGUGGACCAGAAGGUCAGGUUCAACUCCCAGUUCUAACACAGGACCUAAUGGUGACCAUACUUCAGGUUUCGGAUCAUACGUGUAUGUAGAAACCUCAUACCCUGCCCAAAACCAACCAACAGCCACCCUGGUCAGUAAAGUCCUUUCUCCCGCAUCUUCUGGUCGCUGCAUGAGUUUCUUCUAUCACAUGUACGGUGCGACCAUGGGAUCACUUAACGUGUAUAUCAGAAGUCUCAACUCUAACGCGAGAACCAAAGUACUUACAAUAUCUGGUGACCAAGGUAGAAAGUGGCAUCAAGCUGUGAUCAGUAUUUCAAAUAUGACCUUUGAUUACGAGAUUGUAUUUGAAUCUGUCCGAGGGACCACGUACCUUGGUGACAUCGCGCUUGAUGACAUCACUUUUACUAAAGGCCCUUGUGCACAAAGGUAG
Messenger RNA from Actinia tenebrosa (Australian red waratah sea anemone), 2181 nucleotides. RefSeq lists its product as uncharacterized. The record is from RefSeq and is a predicted model, not a curated record. NCBI's taxonomy places the organism in Eukaryota, Metazoa, Cnidaria, Anthozoa, Actiniaria, Actiniidae.